AUGAAACGAUCCUCUUCUAUUGGCUUUACUAACUACUACGUUACGCAGCAUCUCCAUAAAAUAGAAAUAAACCCUCAACAGAAGGCUAAUAAAUGUCAUAAAUUGAAUAUAGCAAAGAGGAAAAGAGAAGAGUAUGGCCAAAAAGAUAAACAAAUAAAUGUGAUCAUUGCACCACGGGCUGAUAGUUUACAAGUUUCCGAUUACAUGGUGCUGCCGAAGAUCGCCAAGACUUCUUGA
Molecule: messenger RNA, 237 nt
Organism: Brugia pahangi
Lineage: Eukaryota; Metazoa; Nematoda; Chromadorea; Rhabditida; Onchocercidae
Source: the annotation of a GenBank genome assembly